AGACUGGGAAUGAGGGAGGGAGAGUGGAUUUGGCAGGGGAGGAGGGAGAUAAUAAGUUCAUCCUGGCACAUGCUAAAUAUGAGAUGUUUAUAAGAUAUCAAGGCAGAGAUAUUCUGUUGGUUGCUAGAAAUGUGGAUGUAGAGCUUGGAGAGGUCUGGCCAAAAUCAAGAGAUGAUGGGAGUUAGAGUUGGAGCAUGGAGUCAAUAGUUGAAAAUAUGAGCAUUUAAAGUAUGAGUCACCCUGGAAAGUAUAGAGAAUGAUUGUUAUACAGCAGAAACUAACACAACAUUGUAAAGUAAUUAUACUCCAAUAAAGAUGUUAAAAAAUAAAACAACAAUUAUACUUAAAAAAAAAAAGAAAAGAAAGUAUAGGGAAUGAAAACAGAAGAAAUGAAGAAUGGAACCCCAGGAGGGCUUCCCUGGUGGCGCAGUGGUUGAGAAUCCGCCUGCCGAUGCAGGGGACACGGGUUCAUGCCCCGGUCCGGGAAGAUCCCACAUGCUGCGGAGCGGUUGGGCCCGUGUGCCAUGGCCGCUGAGCCUGUGCGUCCGGAGCCUGUGCUCUGCAACGGGAGAGGCCACAACAGUGAGAGGCCCGCGUACCACAAAAAAAAGAAAAAAGAAUGGAACCCAAGGAAACACCAACAAUAAAGGGAUGGGAAAAGAAAUGCCUUAAGAAGAGAGAUUCGGAAAGAAAACCUAAAAAGAGUCUGAAGUGAAGAUAUUUUGCUCUAAGAACAUACUGGGCAUCCUUGGCUUCUCCUCUGUCAUCGCUGUGGUAGCACUGCUCGCUCUGGGGCUGACCCAGAACAAACCACUGCCAGAAAAUGUUAAGUUUGGGAUUGUGCUGGAUGCGGGCUCUUCUCAUACGAAUUUGUACAUCUAUAAGUGGCCAGCAGAAAAGGAGAAUGACACAGGGGUGGUGACUCAGAUAGAAGAGUGCAAAGUAAAAGGUCCUGGAAUCUCAGAAUUUGCUCAAAAAUUAAGUGAAAUAGACAUUUAUCUGACUGCGUGCAUGGAAAGAGCCAGGAAAGUGAUUCCAACAUCCCAGCACACAGAGACACCUGUUUACUUGGGAGCCACAGCAGGCAUGCGGUUGCUCAGGAUGGAAAAUGAACAGUUGGCAGACAAGAUCCUGGCUGCGGUGGCAAACAGCAUCAGCAGCUACCCCUUUGACUUCCAGGGUGCCAGAAUCAUCACUGGCCAAGAGGAAGGUGCCUAUGGCUGGAUUACUAUCAACUAUCUGCUGGGCAGAUUCACUCAGAAAUUGAGUUGGUUUAACCUGAAACCAAGUGAAGGCGAUACUCAGGAAACCUAUGGAGCUUUAGACCUUGGGGGAGCCUCUACGCAAAUCACUUUUGUGCCCCGAAACGAAACGACUGAGUCUUCUAACAACACUCUGCGCUUUCGCCUCUAUGGCAAGAACUACGAUGUAUACACACACAGCUUCUUGUGCUAUGGGAAGGAUCAAGCCCUCUUGCAGAAACUGUCCAAGGACCUUCAGGGUACAAAUGGAACCAUCCGUGACCCAUGCUUUCACUCUGGAUACCGGAGGAAAAUGAACAUGAGUGACCUUUAUGAGGCUCCCUGCACCAGGAGAUUUGAGGCGACUUUUCCAUUUCUUCCAUUCGCUGAAGUUGAAAUCCGUGGCACUGGAAACUAUCGACAAUGCCGGCGAAGCAUCCUUCAACUCCUUAACACCAGUUACUGCCCUUACUCCAGCUGUUCCUUCAAUGGGAUUUUCUUGCCACCCCUCCAAGGGAAUUUCGGGGCAUUUUCAGCUUUUUACUAUGUGAUGGAGUUUUUAAACCUUACAUCAGAGGAACAGUCAGCUCAUAAAAAAAUGAUUAACACGUUGGAAAAGUUCUGCUCUCGGCCUUGGGAAGAGCUGCAGAUGUAUUUUGGUGAAGUGAAGGAGAAGUACCUGAGUGAAUACUGCUUUUCUGGCACCUACAUCCUCGCUCUUCUUCUGAAUGGCUAUCAUUUUACAGCUGAGUCCUGGAAGAAUAUUCACUUCAUGGGCAAGGUCCGGAGCACCAGCGUCGGGUGGACUUUGGGCUACAUGCUGAACCUGACCAACAUGAUCCCAUCUGAAGAACCAUUGUCCACACCUCUCUCCCACUCCACAUAUGUCUUCCUCAUGGUCCUCUUCUCCCUGAUGCUGGUCAUAGUGGUCAUAAUAGGCAUAUUUAUCUUUCACAAGCCUUCGUAUUUCUGGAAAGACAUGGUAUAGCAGGAACAGCUGAAAUCUGCUGGCUGGAGUGAGAAGAAAACUUGCCCAGGGAGCACUUUCCUCCACAGUGGUGUACAAGGCCAGUCUUGACCAGCAUGAAGCUUCCUUGGCUUUUGCUGAAGCCUUUCCAUGGGAGGUAUUUACCACCCACUGCCUCAAGAACUUCCUGGCAGACAUUGUCUCUUUUGUGAGUCUCUCCAAACUCCCCCCCUUUCUCUUUUGUACUCUGUGCUUGUGUAGCUCUUGAAGACCUGCCUCCUUUCAUGAUAGUUGCUUUAUAAAAGAAGAAUAUUGACUUUAUCCA
Messenger RNA from Physeter macrocephalus (sperm whale), 2533 nucleotides. RefSeq names its product ectonucleoside triphosphate diphosphohydrolase 1 (gene ENTPD1). Lineage: Eukaryota; Metazoa; Chordata; Mammalia; Artiodactyla; Physeteridae. The coding region runs from base 1012 to 2229 and encodes 405 amino acids. The record is from RefSeq and is a predicted model, not a curated record. Gene Ontology annotation, molecular function: hydrolase activity. Gene Ontology annotation, cellular component: plasma membrane. The transcript is spliced from 10 exons.